Molecule: messenger RNA, 1263 nt
Organism: Helicoverpa zea (corn earworm)
Lineage: Eukaryota; Metazoa; Arthropoda; Insecta; Lepidoptera; Noctuidae
Product: iron-sulfur cluster assembly 2 homolog, mitochondrial
Exons: 3
Coding region: 280-711 (143 amino acids)
Biological process (GO): iron-sulfur cluster assembly
Cellular component (GO): mitochondrion
Molecular function (GO): iron ion binding; 4 iron, 4 sulfur cluster binding; 2 iron, 2 sulfur cluster binding
Source: RefSeq, a predicted model, not a curated record
AAAAUAAUACUGACAGCAGCUGUCAACUGCACCAAAAGACGGUCAGUCAGUACCUUUUGUAUUUGGUUUGAUUUCAUUUUAAUUAACAUUUUAAAUUUGAUAAUACCUCCAAGUGCCAUCGGUUAAAAUUUUUCCCCUCGAUUCUAUAUAAAUCUACAUAUUUAGAAGGUGAUACAAUAGUAAAUCCAAAAAAAUUGAAAGAAGUUUGAUUACGAAACCGAGAGGUACGAUUAUUUUAGUUGGUGCUGAUUGUUACUUCAAUAUAGAACACCAGUCAAUAUGUUUUCAAAUUGCAAACUGUUCCUUAGAUAUGGUUACCAUAGAUGCCUCAUUGGCAAUAACUUAUAUAGUACACGGAAAGCGGUAGCUCCUGUAUCCAGCGAAGGAAUAACCAUAAGUGACAAUUGCGUUCAAAAAUUAAAGCAGCUAUGUGCUGAUGACAACAAUUUCUUACGAGUAUGUGUGGAGAGUGGCGGGUGCUCGGGAUUUCAAUACAAAUUUGAUUUGGACACCAAAGUGGCAGAUGAUGACAAAAUUUUCGAAAAAGAUGGGGUCAAAGUGGUUAUUGAUGAGACUUCCUUGGAUUACAUUAAAGGUUCAACGGUUGACUAUCAGACUGAAUUAAUUAGAUCAGCUUUUAGGAUAACACAAAACCCAAAUGCAGAAUUAGGAUGUUCAUGUGGAGCAAGCUUUUCAAUAAAAAUUGAAUAGAUUAAUAAGAAAUGCAAUCCAAAAAUUUGAAGUAAAUGAGAUGAAAGGAUUAACAUGCAAAAUAGAACUGUGAAUAAAUGUACUAACACAAAGACAGGUUUGCAACCUUGGAAGGCUUUUAUUCUAUUUCGAAGGUAGUGGAUCUGCCUGAUUAUGAUAAAAGUCCUAAACUAAUCAAUAUAUUUUCAUGCAGUUUUCGUCUACUUAUAGGACAAGGAAGGAAAGUUAUAACUUAAUCAUAUAACUUGUACCUGCACGAAGUCAGGUCGUUAGUAGAGAAUAUAAUAAAAGUAUAUACUUUAGCAAUUAAAAGACUGUUGGUCUUUCCUAGAAUGCUUAUAAGUUCAGUACUGUGUGCUGCUAUUUUAAUCAGCCAGUAGCGUCUUUGUAAAUUUUAUUUUAAACUCAGCUAGUUAUUCUGUGAUAUAACUAAUGAAAUAUAUUUAGUUGUGGUCAGUUAAAUGUUUGAAAAUAUGAUUUAUUGAUCCAAGUGAGAAGUUUUUGUGCUAUUAGUUAUAUAAUAAUUACCAAAAAUAUAUUUAUUUUAAUUUA